GCGGUUGGGGGCCCGCCCCGCCUGCCCCCCUCCGUUUAUGCAGAUGAGGCACCACGUGGGGCCUCGGCCCAGGCCGGUCUGCCGCCGCUGAUUGGUCGGCGCCGCCGCGGCGCCGCCCGCGAUUGGCCGGACGGCGGGGCCGUCGAUCGGGGAAGGGCGGGGCCAGCGGUUGCGAUGGGAGCAGCCAUGGCGGCGGCCGCCCGAGUCGGGCCGUGAGGUCGGGCGCCCGGGGCGGCGGCGGCGGCGGCGGACGGGACGGAGGCGAUGGCGGAGGAGGAGCGCGGCGAGGAGGAGGAGGAGGAGGGGGUGAAGGAAGAGGGGGCGCGGGCGCGUUCGACCGCAGCCCGGAACCUGGCCUUCCUCAAGGCCCGCUCCAUGGACGUCACCUUCGAGGUGGGUGACGACUACCAGGUGCUAGAGACCAUCGGCACCGGGGCCUACGGCGUGGUCACCUCGGCUCGGCACCGCCGCACAGGUCAGCUGGUGGCCAUCAAGAAGAUCCCCAACGCCUUCGACGUGGUGACCAACGCCAAGCGCACCCUGCGGGAGCUGCAGAUCCUCAAGCACUUCAAGCAUGACAACAUCAUCGCCAUCAAGGACAUCCUGCAGCCCCCGGGCUCCUACGCAGACUUCCGAUCCGUCUACGUGGUGCUGGACCUGAUGGAGAGCGACCUGCAUCAGAUCAUCCACUCCCCUCAGCCGCUGAGCCUGGAGCACGCCCGCUACUUCCUAUACCAGCUGCUGCGGGGCCUCAAGUACGUGCACUCAGCGCGGGUCGUCCACCGCGACCUCAAGCCCAGCAACCUGCUGGUCAACGAGAACUGCGAGCUGAAGAUCGGCGACUUUGGCAUGGCCCGGGGGCUCCGUGCCCCGGCCGAGGGUCCCGAACCUUUCCUCACCGAGUACGUGGCCACCCGCUGGUACCGGGCCCCCGAGCUGAUGCUCUCCCUUCCAGGCUACGGCUGUGCCAUCGAUCUCUGGUCCGCCGGCUGCAUCCUGGCCGAGAUGCUGGGCCGCCGACAGCUCUUCCCCGGGAAGAACUACCUCCACCAGCUGCAGCUGAUGCUGGCGGUGCUGGGAACCCCUCCUGAGGGUCUGGUGGCCUCCAUCGGCGCCGAGAGGGUGCGGGCCUACCUGAGGGGUCUUCCUGCCCGUCAGCCGGUGGCCCUCUCCUCCCUGUACCCGGGCGCUGAGCCCCAAGCCCUGGACCUGUUGGGUCAGCUGCUGAGACUGGACCCCCGGGAGCGCCCCAGUGCCGCCCGGGCGCUCCGUCACCCCUUCCUGGCCCAGUACCACGAUCCUCAGGAUGAGCCCGAGUGCUCCCCGCCCUUCCAGUUCUCCGAGACCACCUCCUCCUGCUCCCAGGGCAGGCCCAGCCGCGAGGAGCUGAAGGAAGCCAUCGCCAGGGAGAUCGCCGACUUCCACCGCAGGAGGAAAGGGGUGAGGCUGAGGCCGGCCGAGGAGACCCCCUCCAUCCGAACCCCCUCCCGGGACGUGGAGAUGACGGGCCCGGCCCUCCUCCCGGGGACCGGCUCGCCGGCGAGGAGCGAGGAGGAGGAGGGUGGGGAGGAGGAGGACGAGGAAGGUGGGAUCAAGCCGCUGGGCUCCCCCCCACCCCCCCGGCAGGACGGAGGCAGGAAGGAGGCGGGCAGCGGGAUCUCGGCCGACACCAAGGCGGCCCUGAAGGCGGCCCUCCUCAAGUCAGCGCAGAGGCAGAGGAACAGAGCGGAGGCGUCGAGCUGUGCCCCGGAGCCGGCCGAGCCGCGCCGGCCGAUCACGGCCCAGGAGCGGCAGCGGGAGCGAGAGGAGAAACGCCGCCGGAGGCACGAGCGGGCCAAAGAGCGGGAACGCCGGCAGCGAGAGCAGGAACGCCGGGAGCUGAAGGAGGGCGACGUGCUGGGCGGCGUGGUGCUCAGCCAGGGCGACAAGAGCCUGCUGCAACGCUGGAUGCGAAUGACGGCGGGCCCGGGGGUCCGGGCGGCCGGGGGUCCCGAGGGAGGGGCGGGGUCGGGCCGGGGGUCCGGGGCUCCUGACGGAGGGGGAGCCGCCCUCAACGGGGGUCCGGGAGCCCUGGGACCCCUCCCUACUGUCCCGGGACCCCCGCAAACCGCCCCAGUACCCCCGCAAACCGCCCCGGGACUGGGACCCCUUCCCACCGCUCCGAGACCCCCCCAAAAUGCCCCGGCACCUCCACAAACCACCCCAGGUCUGGGACCCCCGCAAACCGCCCCGGGACUGGGACCUCCCCAAAUCGCCCCGGGACUGGGACCCCCACAAACGGCCCCGGGACAGGGACCCCUCACCACUGUCCCAGGACUGGGACCCCCCUCAGGACUGGGACCUGGUCCGAGACCCCCCACUGCCCCGGGACAGGGACCCCCGCCCAACACCACCCCCGGACAGGGACCCCCGCCGGUUCCCGAUCCUGUCCCCCGACCGCCCCUGGGUCUCCCUCCCUACACGGCUCUGGGGUCCCGGGUGGGUUUCGGACCUGGGACAGGUUACGCGCCCCCGGGCGGGCUGCCCUGUUUCCCCGGCGACCCAUUCCAGCCUGGGACGACCCCGGGAACCCACCCUUCCGAGGGUCAUCCUGGGACGGGGCACCCGUUCGGGAUUGGGGUGGCGCACCCCUGGGUGGGGGCAGGGGAAGGUCACCUCUACCGGCCGGAGGACUGGGGCCCCUGUGAGCCGUCCCGGGACAGGGAGCUGGGGGUCCCGGGGGACACCAACGCACCUCUGCCCAACCUGGCCCCCGGCAAUGAGGGGGCGGCCAACGAGCAGGAGGACGUCAGCAUGGUGACCCAACAGUUGUCCAAGUCCCAGGUGAAGGAUCUGCUCCCGCCCGUGUUCUCGGUCACACCCAAGGGCAGUGGGGCCGGAUACGGAGUCGGCUUCGACCUGGAGGAGUUCCUCAAUCAGUCCUUCGACAUGGUGGGCGACCCCCAGGAAAAUCAGGCAGACUCUGCUCCGCUCUCCGCCUCCCUCCUGGCCGACUGGUUGGAGGUGCACCGCAUGCACCCCGCCGACAUGGAGUCUCUUCAACAGGAGCUGCAGCUGGGCUCCCCCAUGAUCCUCUCCGACCUGCCUGACCUCUAGCCCCACGGUGGGGGAAAGGGCGCGACCCAGC
Molecule: messenger RNA, 3127 nt
Organism: Pristis pectinata (smalltooth sawfish)
Lineage: Eukaryota; Metazoa; Chordata; Chondrichthyes; Rhinopristiformes; Pristidae
Gene: mapk7
Product: mitogen-activated protein kinase 7
Exons: 7
Coding region: 265-3096 (943 amino acids)
Biological process (GO): intracellular signal transduction; protein phosphorylation; cell surface receptor signaling pathway
Cellular component (GO): cytoplasm; nucleus
Molecular function (GO): ATP binding; MAP kinase activity
Source: RefSeq, a predicted model, not a curated record